Molecule: messenger RNA, 4677 nt
Organism: Nasonia vitripennis (jewel wasp)
Lineage: Eukaryota; Metazoa; Arthropoda; Insecta; Hymenoptera; Pteromalidae
Product: multidrug resistance-associated protein 4
Exons: 16
Coding region: 178-4173 (1331 amino acids)
Biological process (GO): transmembrane transport
Cellular component (GO): membrane
Molecular function (GO): ABC-type transporter activity; ATP binding; ATP hydrolysis activity
Source: RefSeq, a predicted model, not a curated record
CAGUGCUCGGGCAGACGCGGAGCCGUUCGCGCGGUUUUCCGUAAGGCCGCUGCAACGUUCAAUAUUUAUAUAUGCAUGUAUAUAUAGGAUAGAGUCUCGGUUCACCGGGUAUACUUAGUGCGUCGUGCUGCGACACGAUGAUCUCGCGGACGACGACGCGAAGAAGAAGCUAGAGAUAUGGACUCGACGAAAAAGUACGAAAAUCCGAGCCCCAGGCUCUCGGCCAACGUCCUCAGCAAGAUCCUUUUUUGCUGGCUCAACCCGCUGUUCUGGUAUGGAAGGAAGCACGACCUUGAGACUAAGGAUCUGCACAAUGCUCUGCCCGACGACCUCAGUGAACCACUGGGGAACAAGUUGGAAAAAUUCUGGAAGAGAGAGGUGGAAAAUUCUCAGAAGGGCAAAAAUAAGCCUAGUUUGCUGAGAGCCAUUCGAAAAACUUUUGGCUGGACCUACUUUCAAUAUGCAGCGCACAUUUUAUUUUUAACUAUAGUUGUAAGAGUGGUGCAACCAUUGACCCUUGGUGUUCUGAUUUACCAUUUUGACCCUUGUUCGACAACGACGACGGCCGAUGCUUACCUUCUUGCCUCCGGUGUUAUCGUGAUGGCCCUGUUGCAGGCGAUUUUGGGACAUCACUCCAAUUUCGGUCAGUUGGAAAUCGGUAUGCGUCUCAGGGUCGCAUGUUCAUCUUUAAUUUAUAGAAAAAUCACGCGUUUAUCCUGUUCAGCUGCUGGCCAAGCCACGGGAGGUUUAAUUAUUAAUUUAUUGUCGAACGACGUGGCCAGAUUUGAGCAACUCUUUGUAUUCCUUCAUUACAUAUGGGUAAUGCCUCUACAAGGAGCUGUGAUAGCCUACUUAAUUUGGAGGCAUGUUGGCGUUGCUUCGCUAGCUGGAGUGUUUUUAAUGACGAUACAGACGAUUCCUGUACAAGCCUAUUGCGGAAAGAUAACGUCGAUAUUACGCUCGAAAGUGGCUACCAGAACGGACGAAAGAGUUUUGCUGAUGAGUGAAAUCAUCAAUGGAAUCAAAGUUAUAAAAAUGUAUACUUGGGAGAAACCUUUCGAGUUACUUGUGUCAUUCACAAGAAAGCACGAAGUUGACGUUCUAACGACAACUUCUUACUUAAGAGGCAUAAAUUUGGCUUCAUUUGUGUUCACCGAACGCACGACUUUAUUUUUUACAAUCGUAGCUUAUGUACUUCAAGGAUAUUCGGUAUCAGCUGAUAAAGUUUUUACAAUGGCGCAGUACUAUAACAUUUUACAACUGACCAUGGCUAUUAUGUACCCUCGAGCGGUAGGCUGCGCUGCUGAGGCUAAUAUUUCUAUAAGAAGAAUAGAGAAAUUUUUACUUUUGGAUGAAGUGGAGCCGAACACGAAACCACUGGUGCCUAGUAACGACAAUACAAGUAUUUCGAUAAAAAGCGUAAACGCUUCGUGGACAGAAAAAUCUAUCGCCAAUACUUUGCAUGACAUUAACGUAACCAUACCUCAGAAUAAAUUGUAUGCUGUUGUGGGUCCGGUUGGUGCUGGAAAGAGUUCUUUUUUGAAAUUAAUUUUAGGCGAGCUGCGCGCAUUAAGUGGCCAGGUGCUGGUUUACGGGACCGUUUCUUACGCGAGCCAGGAGCCCUGGCUUUUCGCCGGUUCGGUGAGGCAAAAUAUUUUGUUUGGUGAACCCUACAUCGAAGAAAAGUACAAGAAAGUAACGAAGGCUUGCGCGCUUCUGACUGAUUUCGAACAAUUGCCUCAUGGAGAUAAGACCCUCGUGGGCGAGAGAGGUACGAGUCUCAGCGGUGGACAAUGUGCCAGGGUUAAUUUGGCUAGGGCUGUUUAUCGAGAUGCUGAUAUUUACCUGUUCGAUGAUCCUCUGUCAGCUGUGGAUACUCACGUUGGUCAAAGUUUGUUUAAAGAUUGCAUUGACGGUUAUUUGAAAGAAAAAACUAGGAUUUUAGUGACGCACCAAGUGCAGUAUUUGAAAGAGGUUGACACCAUUGUUCUACUUACCAAUGGCCGAGUCGAGUUUCAAGGCGACUUUUCAAGAUUUAGUAGCGAUGAGAAGUACUUACGCCACCUACCCUCUGAUGCUGAGGAGUCGGCGAAGACACCCACUGAAGAGCCUGAACCGACUGGUAGUAUAGUCACUCAAGUUUCGGUCAUUUCUAAUAACGCCGAAGACGAGGAUGACGAACCCGAGGAAACGGAGGAACUAGUUGCCAAGGGAAAUAUUGCUAAAUCUCUGUACUGGAAGUACCUGAGAGCUGGAGGGUCAUAUUUCAUGCUGUUCUUAUUGGUCAUAUGCUUCAUUCUGGCGCAGUUUUCGAGCAGUGGUUGUGACUACUGGAUCGGAUAUUGGACUCGGCAAGAAGAACAACGACUACGAACUUUUAUUAAAGCUACCAACUCGUCGGACUGUUUAUCGGUACAACAAGUGGAAAGCAUGUCUAAUUCCACCCACUACGAAGAGUACAAAUCUUCGACUUAUUUGGACCCGAUAACAGCUCUGUACGUUUACAGUAUAUUGAUAAUUGGCAGUAUCGUUAUGUCUACGGCGAAAAAUAUAGUUUUCUAUAAGAUCUGUAUGAAUGCAAGCAAGAAUCUCCAUAACACCAUGUUCGCAUGUUUACUUAGAGCGCCUAUGCGUUUCUUCGAUGUGAAUCCUUCAGGAAGGAUUUUAAAUCGCUUUUCUAAAGAUACCGGUGCGGUGGAUGAAACGUUACCAAUGGCAAUGUUAGAAGCGCUACAAAUAUUUUCCGUGAUGAUUGGAAUAAUGUUACAAGUACUUAUAAUAAACUGGUGGACGGUGUUUCCCAUGCUGGUCAUGGGUUUUUUCUUCCUACAAAUUAGGAAUAUAUAUUUAGCUACUGCUCAAGAUAUCAAAAGGCUUGAAGGCAAUGCAAAAAGUCCAGUGUUUUCACACGCCAACUCGUCGCUCUCUGGCCUGUUAACAAUCCGCUCAAGCGGCGCCCAGAAGAUGGUCAGUCGUGAGUUUGAUUCACACCAAGACGCUCACACGGCCGCUUACUUCCUGAUCCUUGCCACCUCAACGGCUUUCGGUUUCUGGUUAGACAUUGUGUCGAUAGCUUUCGUAGCCUUCGUCACAUAUAGCUUUAUAGUCGUCGACAGCAACGAGUUCUUUGCCGCGGACGAUGGUUCCAAACCGUUCGCCGGCAACGUUGGUCUCGCUAUCUCGCAAUCGCUGAUUCUUUGCGGAAUGCUGCAGUAUGGAAUGAGACAAACCGCUGAGAUGGUCGCUCAGAUGACCAGUGUUGAGAGGAUAUUCCAGUUUACGCAGCUUGAGCAAGAGGGACCUUUUGAGAGCGAAGUAGGAAACAAGCCUAAGAAAGAGUGGCCAGACAAGGGAAAGGUCGAAUUUAAGGGAGUGUAUAUGAGAUACGCCGAUGACGAGGACCCGGUACUGAAGAAUCUUAGCUUUGUCGUUGAACCGGCAAUGAAGGUGGGAAUAGUUGGUCGUACAGGUGCUGGAAAGUCAUCUUUAAUAUCUGCUCUAUUCCGUUUGGCCAAGAUCGAUGGUUCCUUACUAAUAGACGGCAUAGAUACAAAGAAGAUCGGUCUUCUAGACCUUCGCAAUAAAAUCUCCAUAAUUCCACAAGAACCCAUGCUAUUCUCAGCACCUUUACGAGACAACCUUGAUCCAUUCCACGAGUUUGACGACGCUGAUCUCUGGUCUGCUUUACAAGAGGUCGAGCUUAACAAGACCUUUAUUUCACUGGAUCAUCCGGUUACUCGUAGCGGCGGUAAUCUCAGUGCGGGCCAGCGACAGUUGCUCUGCUUGGCUCGUGCCAUAGUCAAGAGGAACAAGAUUUUAGUACUGGACGAAGCCACUGCCAAUGUCGAUCCAGCUACUGACGCUCUUAUCCAAAAAACUAUUAGGAUGAAAUUCAAGGAUUGUACGGUGCUAACGAUUGCUCACAGAUUAAAUACUAUUAUGGACAGUGACAAGGUGCUCGUCAUGGAUAGCGGACAGGCCGUGGAAUUUGAUCAUCCACAUAACUUGCUGCAACAGAACGACGGCUAUUUCUCUAAGAUGGUGCAGCAAACCGGCAACUCCAUGGUUCAGCAUCUCAAAGCUAUAGCUGAACAGGCUUUCAAAAAAGACUUAACGGACAACUCGAUAGUUUCAGUUCCUGAGGAUCAAACAAAGAAAGAUGCUGUAGAUUAAGAUUUGCGAUCAGAUAAAUACUUAAUUUUUUUUAAGAUGAAGUUUAUAAGUUUUAUAUUUAAAUACUCGCCUUUAAAAAACUCCUACUGUGAGUAUUUUUCGAAUGAAGUCGCGUGAUUCCAAACGACUCGCGAGUGCUUAUAAAACUUAAAUCAUAAAAGCAGCGCAAAGUAUCUACUGAAAGUACGUUUUAUGUACCUUUACAUUUAUUAGUAUAUUUUUUUAACGUGAAUAUUUAAAAUUUAAGACCUUAAGCUUCGAUCGUAAUCACAUCAGGUAUUACAUAUUUUUACAAUCCACCAUUUCAAUAUGUAAUUGAUGCUUUAGACGUCCGACCCACUACGUAAAUGAGUUGUACAUUGUUUCGUGUGUGUGUGUAUGUGUCUAUAUGUGUGCCUUACUUGGACCACUUCAAAUUCAGAGCUAUUUACAGACGAUUUCACAGUAUGACAUGUGUAUUUUGUUUAUAAAAAUAUUUUCAAUAUACGCAUUUCUGUGAUGAGA